AUGCCGCCCAAAACUUGUACACUGUGCUCGAAGAAUCGGGCAAUGUUGAAGCGGCCGAAGACUGGGCAGCAAAUAUGUAAAGAUUGUUUCUUCCUCGUAUUCGAAACCGAGGUCCACAAUACGAUAAUGGACGCAAAAUUGUUCAACCCGGGCGAAAGGGUGGCUAUUGGCGCAUCAGGCGGAAAAGAUUCAACUGUCCUAGCCUACGUUAUGAAGACACUGAAUGAACGCUAUAAUUACGGCCUUGAUCUCUUUCUACUUUCCAUCGAUGAAGGGAUCACAGGCUACCGAGAUGACUCACUAGAGACAGUAAAACGCAACCAACAACAAUACUCUAUGCCGUUGAAAAUCCUGUCCUAUGAUGAGUUAUAUGGCUGGACGAUGGAUGCCAUUGUGGGCCAGGUGGGGAGGAAGAACAACUGCACCUUUUGCGGCGUGUUCAGGAGGCAGGCACUCGACCGUGGAGCAGCGAUGUUGAACGUCCAUCAUAUAGUCACUGGGCAUAAUGCCGACGACAUUGCAGAGACGGUGUUGAUGAACAUUAUGCGAGGGGACAUUGCACGGCUCGGACGCUGCACUUCGAUAUGUACGCAGGGCGAAGAUACAAUCAAACGAUCCAAGCCAUUUAAAUAUAGCUACGAGAAGGAGAUCGUAAUGUACGCCUACUUCAAGAAGCUAGAUUAUUUCUCGACCGAGUGCAUUUAUUCUCCGGACGCGUACCGGGGGCAUGCCCGGGUAUUUCUGAAGGACCUUGAAGCCGCUCGACCUAGCGUCAUCAUCGAUAUAAUACACUCCGGAGAGGCGUUCGAAAUACGGGACGAAGUCAAAGCUACUCAGAAGGCUCAGCAGGUCUGCAAGCGAUGUGGGUAUAUGUCCAGUAACGACCUGUGCAAAGCAUGUACUCUACUGGAAGGCCUAGAAAGGGGUCUCGCCAAUGCUGGAAUAACGGAUCGUGCAAGAAGGAACAUGAACGCUGAGGGAGCAGCUCCAGACGACAUGCGGACGAUACCCUUCUACAAACCACCCACCGAUAUGGCCGCCAUACCAAUCACCUCUAAUUCUUGA
Pleurotus ostreatus (oyster mushroom) is the source of this 1065-nucleotide messenger RNA. It is a transcript of the gene NCS6, whose product is annotated as nucleotidyltransferase. Gene Ontology annotation, biological process: tRNA wobble position uridine thiolation. Gene Ontology annotation, cellular component: mitochondrion; cytosolic tRNA wobble base thiouridylase complex. The coding region runs from base 1 to 1065 and encodes 354 amino acids. Lineage: Eukaryota; Fungi; Basidiomycota; Agaricomycetes; Agaricales; Pleurotaceae. The transcript is spliced from 7 exons. Gene Ontology annotation, molecular function: tRNA binding. The record is from RefSeq and is a predicted model, not a curated record.